This is a messenger RNA of Pipistrellus nathusii (Nathusius's pipistrelle), 636 nucleotides long. NCBI's taxonomy places the organism in Eukaryota, Metazoa, Chordata, Mammalia, Chiroptera, Vespertilionidae. The record is from the annotation of a GenBank genome assembly.
AUGGGGAGGGGAUGGGAGGGAGCCGGGGUGGGAAAAGUAUAUCAAAUAAGCAGUAUUUCUUAUUGUGUGUGGUGGGCCGCCGCAUGGGGAGAGCUGGGCACAAGGACAGCCAUCGGGUUCUUCUCUGAGCGCUCGCUUCCCCGCCGCCGUGGGCGCCCCACCACUCCCCAGGUUCCUUCUCUGCUCUGGCAAACGUGGACGUGGACGGUGGGUCCCUUCCCUCUCCCAGAACAAGCAGAGCCAGGCUCAGCCAGCCCUUGCCCAGGGCGGGGAAGAAGGGUGUGCGUGUGUCAAGGAAGGAAAAAAGGUGGAUCAGUGAUUUUACUUGAAAACAAGCUCCAUCCCCUUUCUAUAUUUAUAAAAGAAGAUCCUGAGCGUAGCAGCACACGACCAGGUGUGUGUGAGUUGAAUGGAGACGUCUCUCUUUUUUCUUUUUUUAAUUUUUGUUUUUGUUCUUUAUUUUCUUUAUUAAAAAAAAGUUUUAUUUUAUUGUUUAUUUUACUUUUUUUGGUAACAAAGACUAAACUAAGGAAUAGAAAAGCUGUUUUUCAGGCUGACAGUCAGCUAAGGGUAGUCGAGACCUUGCAUGGUAGAAUAGGAGCCAUAGUGUCAGUGAGGUCCAGUGAGUCUGUGUGA